Molecule: messenger RNA, 552 nt
Organism: Eutrema salsugineum
Lineage: Eukaryota; Viridiplantae; Streptophyta; Magnoliopsida; Brassicales; Brassicaceae
Exons: 1
Coding region: 1-552 (183 amino acids)
Source: RefSeq, a predicted model, not a curated record
AUGACCUUAUCUUUGAGAAUCAAGAACAAGCUAGGCUUUGUCGAUGGAACAAUCCCAAAACCACAUACCAACGAUCAGACAUCUGCAGACUGGUCUUGUUGUAACAGCAUGGUGAUGUCGUGGAUUACGAGUUCUGUGUCUGAUGAUAUCAGAAGAAGCAUAAUGUACCUCGAGACUGCUCAAGAAAUGUGGUCAUGGCUCAAAGUAACGUACCACGGGAACGAUGGUUUCAGGGUGUAUCAGAUUAGGUCACAGCUACGAGGCUUGAAGCAGCAGGGGUCUAUGGAGAUCGGUACUUACUUCACAAAGUUCAUUACAUUGUGGAAUGAGUUGAGAUUUUAUCGACCGUCUCGGGUGUGUAAAGGUUGUGAAAAAUACGAGCAAGAGGAUUGCCUUAUGGAGUUUUUGGUUGGUGUAGAUCAAUGGCACAGGCAUACAAUCAACACGAUUUUGGCGAUGGAGCCUCUGCCUGAUGUCUAUUAUGCUCUGAAUCGCUUGAAGUUAGAGGAAUCUCUUAGACCAAAGAGUUUAGGGCAUUACAGAAACAGAUGA